This is a messenger RNA of Owenia fusiformis, 1497 nucleotides long. Lineage: Eukaryota; Metazoa; Annelida; Polychaeta; Sabellida; Oweniidae. The record is from the annotation of a GenBank genome assembly.
AAUUUCAGUUUAGGUGCUGUUUAGAGUUCAAUGACCUAAGAGGAAGCAUCACUGCCUUUUGUAGGAAUCUGCUAUAAAAUAGAAGGCAGCUACUUAUUCAAGCAGAAAAUGCAGUAACAGAAAUUCAGAUAAGGAAUGGGUGUUAGACCACUAAUAGAUCAUAAAGCAACCCUGAUUGAUUUUGACCAUGAAAAGCAAUCGUCUUACCAGAUACACAUCAACCACCUCCAGGCCUUCUUGGAACAAUAUAAUCCUCCUCCCAGCAAUGCUGAGGUCUGUGUCUCCGGACCCCCAUCAGACCCCAAGAAGGUAUGCAAGUUUGACAUAGCUGACCUAGGAACAAAUUGUACGUGGGCUAACAAGUUUGGUUAUGCUGAUGGCCAACCUUGUGUGCUUUUGAAACUUAACCGGAUAUUUGAUUGGGUACCAGAGUCUUAUGCUAAUGCCAAUGACACAGGAAAUCCAGAUGCGUAUGAGUCCAACUCUGUAUUAGUGACCUGUAAUGGAGAGCAUCCUGCGGAUAUAGACAACAUGGGACCCGUAGAAUUCUUUCCUCCUGCUGGAUUCAGCUUCAAUUACUUCCCAUAUAAGAACCAAGUGGGGUACAGACAGCCUAUCGUCAUGGCGCAGUUCACCGGAAUCACACGAGGGAUCGUAGUUCAAAUUCGUUGCAGAGCUUGGGCUGAUAAUAUCUUGUAUCAUAAAAACGAUAAAAUGGGAAGCGUCCAUUUUGAAUUACGUGUUGACUAAUGUUUAGGAUAUUUAGAGCAUUCCUGUUAGAUUCGUGAAUGUUGCCUGUUGAAUCAUUGAAAUAUUAGAAUAACAGUGACAAGGUUGUAAAGACAGUAAUCUUUGUGUUCAAAUAUUGUCUGUUUAAGGGAAAAAUCCAAGAAGGCAACAAUUGCUACUUAUUCAUAGAAAGAAAUCCAGAUGUUUGAAGCAAAAAGAAUGAAACGGAGAAGAAAUAUUGUAAAUUGUAGAGAAAAUUGUGAAUUGUAGGGCAAUAUUAUAAAUUUUAGAGAAAUUUUGUGACAAAGUAAUGCUUGUUGCUUUAAAUCUAGAAAAAGGAAUAAGCAACAAAAACUCAGAUUUUUAAAUAAUGAUUGGUGACAUUUUCAAUACAGGUGCAUUUCUGAAAUUAGGCAAUUAAGUGUAAAUAUAAACUGCGAAAUAAGAAAUUUUAUGUUGCAAUUCAUAAAAAGUUUCAUUGAAAGUUUUAUGUACUUGAUGCUUGAAAGACAUGACACGAUAACCAAUUGCUGAUUAAAAGUUAAAUAAAUACAGAAAAUGAUUCACAUGAAAAUUCUUAUUUUACAGUAGUUCUUCUAGGAAAUUAUAAAGGAAAAGUUGUUAAGAUGUAUUUGUAUAGAUUUAAUCAAAACUCCAUAAAAUGUAGAAUUAGUAUGUUAAUGUGUUAGCUAGCAUUAUGUAUGAUACCCCUCUUCUACCCUUUGUUCACCCUUUGCUCAUGUGCUGAUAAUAGUCUCUGAUUUGGAU